AGUCUCCCUCCCUCAAUCCCACCUUCCUGCUCCCUCGUCACCCCAUCUGUCUCCUGGAGCUCACACAAACCUUGACCACUUGAGAGAUGCUACUGCUUCUCUGCCAUUCCCUCCUGCUCAUCUUUGCUCAACAGUGCUUCAGCAGGGCGCAGAACAAUGGGCAGCUGCAAGCUCCUCAGGGUGGACGGGCUACGACAGAGAGGCGCCAGUUCUGCCAGUGGCCCUGCAAGUGUCGGGAGAGACCUUACUGUGCCCCUGGUGUCAGCUCUGUCCUGGAUGGGUGUGGCUGCUGUAAGAGCUGCGCCCGACAAAUUGGAGAGCCGUGCAAUGAGAGGGAUGUGUGCGACCCACACAAGGGCAUGUACUGUGACUUCUCAGCAGACAAGCCAAGAUACGAGGUUGGAGUGUGUGCAUACAUGAUGGCGGUAGGCUGUGACCUGAAUGGGGUCCACUAUGAGAAUGGAGAAGCCUUCCAGUCCAGCCCCCUCUACAAGUGUACAUGCAUCGCUGGAGCUAUCGGCUGUACCCCUGCUUUCAUCCAGAAGCCUGCUGGUCUCUUAGGCUCUGCACCACUGAUCAGCAACACGCCAGCUGGCCUUCGCAGUGGCCAGAGCCCAAACAAGCACCAGCAGGACACUACCUACAUGUCAGGUGUGUGUUACAGGGAUCCUCCUUUAGCCUGGAAGAAGAACUGCCUAAUCCAGACCACCCACUGGAGUCCCUGUUCCAAGACCUGCGGCCUGGGCAUCUCUGUACGCGUCAACAACGAUAACAGCAAGUGUGAGAUGAGGAAAGACCGCCGCCUGUGCUUGCUGCGACCGUGUGAGAAAAGCGUGCUCAGGAGUGUUAAGGUGCCAAAGGGAAAGACGUGCCGACCCAAAUUCCAGGCAAAGAAAGCAGAAAAGUUGACUCUCUCUGGCUGUACCAGCAACAAAAAGUUUAAGCCCACAUACUGUGGUGUGUGUACAGACAAGCGCUGCUGUGUCCCCAACAAGUCACGCAUGAUCAAGGUCAACUUCACCUGCAAAGGAGGCUCCAAAACACAGUGGAAGAUGCAGUGGAUAACGUCCUGUGUGUGUCAGAGGAAGUGCAACGAUCCGGGUGACAUGUUUUCUGACCUGCGGUUACUCUAAGGACCCCAAACAUCAGAGACGCAGAGUGCUGC
Messenger RNA from Oreochromis aureus, 1165 nucleotides. RefSeq names its product cellular communication network factor 6 (gene ccn6). Bases 87 to 1133 code for a protein of 348 amino acids. Gene Ontology annotation, molecular function: heparin binding; integrin binding. Gene Ontology annotation, biological process: cell adhesion; signal transduction. The record is from RefSeq and is a predicted model, not a curated record. NCBI's taxonomy places the organism in Eukaryota, Metazoa, Chordata, Actinopteri, Cichliformes, Cichlidae. Gene Ontology annotation, cellular component: extracellular region; extracellular matrix. The transcript is spliced from 5 exons.